Caenorhabditis remanei is the source of this 2076-nucleotide messenger RNA. RefSeq lists its product as uncharacterized. Gene Ontology annotation, cellular component: signaling receptor complex. The record is from RefSeq and is a predicted model, not a curated record. The coding region runs from base 1 to 2076 and encodes 691 amino acids. Gene Ontology annotation, molecular function: ATP binding; transmembrane receptor protein tyrosine kinase activity. Gene Ontology annotation, biological process: positive regulation of kinase activity; protein phosphorylation; cell surface receptor protein tyrosine kinase signaling pathway. NCBI's taxonomy places the organism in Eukaryota, Metazoa, Nematoda, Chromadorea, Rhabditida, Rhabditidae. The transcript is spliced from 12 exons.
AUGAGGAUAUAUCUCCUCUACUUACUAUUAUUUUUAAUUCUAACUUCUGGAUACGAACAACGAUCCGACUGUGUCGAAACAUGCGGUCAUUUGGAUACGAGUCAAGAAUUCGGAGAUUGUUUGAAUAAGUGUUCGAGAAAACCGAGAAAAGACAAUCUCGGAGAUUCUAAUUUAUUCGCAGUACCUCCGACUGAUGUGGAUAUUGAAACAAAAGUGAUUAUGGAUGGAGGAAAGAUUCUGGAGACGACGAUAAGUUGGAAAGCAGAAGAGAAAGACAAUCGUCGUGAAGGCUUCUACAUUCGAUACACCGCCGUGAAUUCCUCUUGCCAAAAACAUUUCCCCGGAUAUUUCACUUCUUCCAUUCUUCCUGAUGAAAGAUCUCUAACAAUUCCAGCAGCAUUCAAUGGACAUGCCCUUGUAAUUGAUCAUUCGUGUUCUUAUCAUCUUCAAAUCCGAGCGAAACCGUAUCCACCAGGAGACGAAAAAUACAUCAUUGAAAAACGACACACCGUUCCGGAUUGUAUUGAUAAAUACUGUAGUUGUCGACCUGGUGACGUGGCAGCUAUCAAAGAUGUUUUUGUGGAUUCGGAUUAUCGUUUAAACUGGAAAUUUGAUGAUGUAUCAGGAAAAGAAUAUAAUUUUUAUGUCGAUAUUUAUGAAAGAAUUGCAAUGCCACUAAUCAAGAAGAAGGGUUCAGAACCUGAUGUCGAAGAAUUUACAUUCAGAAUCGCCAACGCUGAAUCUUAUGAAAUUCCUGCAAAAACCUCUGAAAUCUCAUCUCACACAUAUCAAUAUCAACUUCCAUUCCAAUUCUCUCCAUAUCAACAAUACAAAAUUUCAAUAUUCGCAGUUGACGACAGUUUUUGUCACAAUGAAGAUAUAUUCUAUAUAUUCAAUACAACUAAUUCAACGUCACCUUCAUCAUCUGGAGAAUUCAGAACUUCUUCCGUUCCAGAACCAUCCGGAUCUGCUAUUACCAAAACUAAUCCUAUCAUGGAGUCACCUGUUCUCGUGAUAUUCUUGGUCGUAGUUGCUUGUUUGUCACCAAUUUGCACUUUUUUCGUCUUGUUUCUAGUAAGAAGAAGGCGAAAGGAAGUAAAAAAGCGUCAUCAUUUUCUGCAUCGUCGGUCACUUUCUUGCUCUCGACACAGUAUUAUUGAGACAAAUAUCUUAUAUAGACCACCAAAUGAAGUUAAUGGAGGAACUACAAGAGAUUGGCUUAUUAGAGGACAAGAUGUUGUUAUUGGAAAUGUUAUUGGAGAAGGAGCAUUUGGACAAGUGUUCAAAGGAAUACUACGUGGAAAAAGUGGUCAAGUGAUGCCGGUUGCAGUGAAGCAAUUGAAAGCGAAUGCACUUGACGAGGAACGAGAAGAGUUUAUUAGAGAAAUUGAGAUGAUGCAAACGGUCGGUCGACAUGAGAAUAUUGUUGGAAUGUAUGGUUACGUUAUGGAUGAAACUUCUCAAUGUAUGAUAAUGGAAUAUGUUCCCUAUGGAGAUUUAAAACAUUAUUUACAGAAUAUGAGAAAGGAGAAAGAUUCCGAAAGUUCAAUUGAUGGGAAUGAAUUUCUUUGCUUCGCCAGUCAAAUUGCAUGUGGAAUGGCUCAUUUGGAGUCAGUUGGUAUCAUCCAUAGAGAUCUGGCUGCUAGAAAUAUUCUUGUUGGAACUGGAAAAGUUCUUAAAAUAUCUGAUUUCGGGAUGUCUCGACCGGGAGUUUAUAUAAAAAUGAGUAAAGGUGUAAUUCCUCUUCGUUGGUUAUCUCCAGAAGCCAUCAAAGACAAUACGUAUUCGAAUAAAAGUGAUGUGUGGGCGUUUGGAGUUCUACUAUGGGAAAUCGCAACUCUCGGAGGGUUUCCAUAUAAUAAUGUGGCUGACAAGGAUCUUUUAAAUCAGUUAACAGAAGGAAUGCGUUUGGAACAACCAACGAAAUGCUCCAGUGAUAUGUAUAUUCUGAUGAAAUCGUGUUGGAAUCUCAAAUCAGAAGAUCGCCCUUCGUUCCUUUCCAUUUUGAGUAAAUUGGAUCAGAUUUCAACGAAAGAAGCAGAUCCACCUCCAUCAGAUCCACUUGCUAAGGAUUAA